AGACGGUGUUUAUAAGACUGCACCCAGGCAGCAACACACACUUAACCGCAUCGAGCAUCAACUACAAAACUUUUGGAUAAGAGAAACACAGCAUGAGAAUACUUUUACUACUAGCUGCCGUGGCUGCAGUAUCACAGGCCCAGACUGACUGCUCUCGAGGGGCUUGUUACCCACCCAGCAAUGACCUGCUGCUGGGCAGGGCUCACCAGCUCCGAGCCUCUUCCACCUGCGGCCUCACCGGCUCUGAGGUCUACUGCACCCCAUACCAACAGAGGAGGAUGAAGUGCUGUCCAUGUGACUCCAGGAACCCAAACGGUCAGCUGGCCCACACUGUCCAGGAUGUCCUGUCCACUGCCGGACCAGACAGAUGGUGGCAGUCUAAGAAAGAGGUGAAUGCAGUCACUCUCCAGUUGGACCUCAACAAUCUGUUCCAGCUUGACAGACUGACACUGAACUUCAAGGGUCCUCGUCCCAGUGCUUUGAUUAUAGAGAGGACACUUGAUAAUGGCAGGACAUGGGAACCCGCCCUCUACAUUGCUGCAGACUGUCAAAAAGCAUUCCCUGGUGUCCCCACUUCAACACCUCUUACCAUGGACCAGACUUACUGCUACACUCUGCCCCCUACUGGAAACCCAUACCAAGAUCAGAUGAUCCAGUUCAGUCCUUUGCGUCAGUACGCUUAUGUCCCAGUUCCCAACAGCCAGAAGAUUGAGGAUGUGACUGGCUUGACGGGGUUGAGGGUGAGGCUAGCCGAGCUGGGUGAUGUGCCACGUCUACCAGGCAGAGCUCUCAGUAGGUUUUACGCCCUUAAGGAGAUGAGGGUGAUGGGCAGCUGUAUGUGCCAUGGACAUGCCAACCGAUGCCUACCAGAAGCCUACAACAACGCUCAGUCCAACAGCAUACAGGUGAACCCUCAGUGUGACUGCCAGCAUAACACAGCAGGUGUGAACUGUGAGCGCUGUGCUGAUCUCUACAAUGAUCUGCCCUGGAGACCUGCAGAGGAGAGCAACACUCAUACCUGCAAACGCUGUGAGUGUAACAACCAUGCCCAACGCUGUCAUUUUGACGAGGAGGUGUACAAGGCCAGUGGCUCAAGGAGCGGAGGUGUGUGUGAAGGUUGUAUGCACCACACCACAGGGCCAAAGUGUGACCAGUGUGCCCCAGGCUACCAACCAAACCCCCGCAGCCGAAUGGAUCGUCCUGAUGCCUGCAUACGCUGUAGCUGCAGUGCGGAGGGGACAGUGAAUGAGGGCCGGUGUGACGAUAGCUCAGGCUCAUGUCAGUGUAAAGUGAACGUGGAAGGCCCCCGCUGUGACCGCUGUAAGAGAGGCUACUACGGCCUGAGCGCUUCUAACCCUCUGGGCUGCUCCAAGUGCUCCUGUUCUCCAGACGGGUCACUGUCAGGUGUUUGUGACCCAGUGACCGGCCAGUGUCCCUGUCGUUCCCACUUCCACGGCCUGACCUGUGAGGUGUGUGCAAAAGGCUACUGGAAACCAUUCCAGUCAGGACGAUGUGAGCCUUGCAACUGUGACCCCACCAGGUCCCUCAGUGAUACCUGCGACCAGCAGACGGGUCAGUGUCAGUGUAGACCAGGCUUUGGAGGCCAAAAAUGUACCGAGUGCCCAGACAACACAUACGGAGACCCACUCAUUGGCUGCCGGCCGUGUCUGUGUGAUGCUGAAGGAACCCUUCCAGAAGUUUGUGACAAGCAGACAGGAGCCUGUCUAUGUCGGCAGGGUGUCACCGGGCCUCGCUGUGACUCCUGCAAUCGAGGACACUGUGACUCCUUCCCUGCCUGUGAAACAUGUCCCUCCUGCUACUUCACCCUGGAUGCCCAGCGUCAAAACCUCAGCUUAGCUUUGGAGAGACUCUCCCCGAGCUUCCCUUCUCGUCCAGGUAAUGGUGGUCUUGGAAAUUUUGGGCCACGCAUCCUCACCCUGGAGGCCAACCUGAACCUGAUCCGGAACUCAAUCUCCCUUCCACCCAGUACUGCCAGACAGAUUGAUGAUGCUCUGUCCCAGCUGGACAAGCUCAGGGACCAGGUGGACAAGGUUAACGACGAUCUUUCACCCCUGAAAAGAACACCCGGUCUGGACUCAGAGCUGGACAAACUGCAGGGUCUGCUGGACAGCCUCCGUGUGCAGUACAAUGCCAAGAAAGAUGCCAUGACGAACUCCAUCAAUCCCAAUAAUGCAGGAGCAUUCUCUGCCAUCAAGAAUGCCUAUGAUGAGUCUACAGAUGCAGCUAAGAAAGUAAAGGCCAGCGGAAAAACAGUGAAAGAGUCAGCUGAUGUCAGAGAGGAGACUAAGGACCUUCAGAACCGAGUACAACCAGCCAACACCAAAGAUCUGGACAAACUGAACCAAAACAUGGCCUCCAAACCUAACCUCACCCCUGUGGCCAAACAGGUAUGUGGCAGUGUUCGCUCAGAGCCCUGCACCCCACUCCAGUGUGAGGGUGGGGACUUGUGUCCACCGGAGGGAACACCACCUUGUGAAAAGGGAGAAAAGUGUGUGGGUGCCCUGCCUCUCAGCAAGAGGGCAAACGCUGAUGCUCAGGAUGUGAAAAACCGACUGGACAAGCUGACCGGCAAAAUCACAGAUGCUGCAGAGAAGCUCCAAAAAACACAAGAGACAACCAAUCAGGUGAGACAGUCUUCAGAGAAGCUGUCCAAUAAGAUGAAGAAGACCAGAGACGAACUGGAAGAUGACUUAAAAGAGACGCGUGACGUUGUGAAAGAGCUCAAAGACUUCCUGUCAGACCCAUCCUCCAACCUGGCCCACAUCCAGGAGGUGAGCGACUGGAUCCUGAAAGCCAAACUGCCCCUCAACCUGGCCACUCUGAAGAGGAAGCUGGAGGACCUCAAGAAUCUGGCAGCCAAUCUACCAGACAGCAAGGCUGUGUUGAAUGAGGCCGAGCCACAGCUGGAUGCAGCCAGGAAACUGCUGCAGAAAGCCCAGGACACCAGGGACACGGCACUGGGGGUAAAGGCUGAUGUGGAUGGGCUUCUGGCAGGCUUCGGUGCAGUGGAGGGCUCCCUCUCUGACCUGGAGGACAGACUGCAGGACAGCAUGGAUCUCAUGGACACUCUGAACGACAACCUGACUAAGGCCAAAGACCAGCUGAGCCCUGCAGAGAAGACUCUGGAUGAUGUAUCAACACUGAUGAAGCCAAUGAAACCCCAGCUGGACGAGCUCAAAGACCUGCUGCAGAGUGGAGGCCAGCAGGCUCAGGAAGCACAGGACAAUGCAGACAAAGCUGAAGAUGAAGCAGCUGACGCAAAUGAGGACCUGUUGUCAUUGCAGAAGCAGCUGGAUCGUCUUAAAGAUAAGGCUGCUACCAGUGGGUCUGGUGGGGAGGCGGGGCCAGUGGGGGAUCGACUGGCAAAGCUGCGGCAGGAUGCUGGAGCUCUGGCCAACACCACUGAAAACAUGAUGAAGUCUCUGGAAGGUAAAGCAGAUUCCCUGAGGUCGCUGCAGGGUGAGAUCCUUCAGAAGUCAUCAAAGCUUGAAGGACUUGAUGCCAAGCUUAAAGACCUUUUAGCAAAACUUCGAAAGAAAGCCCACGACCUCACCGUCUGCCAGGGCUGAGAGAUACCAAACAGGCCUCAGAGCAGAAUCUGCAGUAGCCAUCACUAUGUCACUUCCGCAAACAUUCACCUUUUCAACUGUCACGAUCAGUCUUCACUUCACUAAAGGAGAACUCAUACUCUUGAACACUGCUAUAACUCUUCUCUGUAACAUUGCACCUCGUCUCCAGCAGUUGUCAAAGAAUUGUGGGAAUUAUAAGAAAUCAUCAUCAAUGGUUUCAGAAGGUAGAGGGAGGGUUUAAGGAGACAUAAAUGACUACACUUUAUUAUAAAAUAACUGCUAUACAUAUACAUUACACACCUAUACUAUACAUUGAGGAUUUUAUAAUGAUGUUGUAUCUAGAAAAGCACCACUGCUUCUGACAUCUCUGGAACACAGUGUGAAGAGCCAAUACAAACCUUUGUUUAUCAGCAGCACCACACUCCACAGUUAACAUGGCACCACAAUUAUAUAUUUCUGAACUGGCACAAGAGUGAAUAUUGCAUUAUUUAUUUUAAUUUUUGCAUCUGUUGUUUGUGCAGA
Messenger RNA from Thunnus maccoyii (southern bluefin tuna), 4112 nucleotides. Its product is annotated as laminin subunit beta-3-like. The transcript is spliced from 23 exons. Lineage: Eukaryota; Metazoa; Chordata; Actinopteri; Scombriformes; Scombridae. The record is from RefSeq and is a predicted model, not a curated record. Gene Ontology annotation, biological process: axon guidance. The coding region runs from base 93 to 3590 and encodes 1165 amino acids. Gene Ontology annotation, cellular component: basement membrane.